UUCCAGUCAUACGAUCUGUCAUCAUCGUUCGUACAAUGCGAAAAGGGAAGUUGAAAGAAGUGGGAGAGGGACAUCGCGGAGGCUUAUGAAAUCUAAUGCCGCUGUAGCCGACCGGGUAUCCGACACAUUGUGAAGAGCAACAAUCAUUUGCCUGGAGACACCGUUCACAAUAACCAGCUUUCGCGUUUUUGUAGGUAUUUUCUGCAGUUUUCCACAGUACGUCAGCGUGCAGAGGAAGAGACCUGACAGCGUGACAUGGCAAGUAGAGGCGGAGCUACACGACCCAAUGGGCCGAACGCAGGCAACAAGAUCUGCCAGUUCAAACUUGUGCUUUUAGGAGAGUCAGCUGUGGGGAAGUCAAGUCUCGUACUUCGUUUCGUCAAGGGGCAGUUUCAUGAAUUCCAAGAGAGCACAAUCGGAGCUGCCUUCCUGACUCAGACAGUAUGUUUGGACGACACAACAGUCAAGUUUGAAAUCUGGGACACAGCUGGUCAGGAACGCUACCACAGUCUGGCUCCCAUGUACUACAGAGGUGCCCAGGCAGCUAUUGUGGUGUACGAUAUAACAAAUGAGGAGUCAUUCGUGCGGGCGAAGAACUGGGUUAAAGAGCUUCAGAGACAAGCCAGUCCAAACAUUGUAAUAGCUCUGGCUGGGAACAAGGCUGAUCUCGCAAACAAGAGAGCACUGGACUUCCAGGAUGCACAGUCAUAUGCAGAUGAUAACAGCUUGCUUUUUAUGGAAACGUCAGCAAAGACCUCUAUGAACGUGAAUGAAAUCUUCAUGGCCAUUGCAAAGAAACUUCCCAAGAACGAGCCUCAAGCAGCCGGUCCUGGCAGCCGGGGGAACCGAGGAGUGGACCUGACAGAGACGGCUCAGCCCAGCAGCCGCCCCUGCUGCAGUAACUAACCCGGCUCUUCCUGCUCAUCCUCCCCACACACACCCCCUCCCUCCUCCUCCCCCAUCUGAACAUCUGGACAUCGGGCUCCUUGGCUUCCUGACGUCAGACCUCACUCCCCUGGAAUAGCAUAAAGACUCUGUAUAGCUGCAUUUCUAAUACCUUUUAUUUUGUUGAUGUUCUCUUUUUUUUCUUUCUUUUUUUUUUUUUUUUUUUUAACUUUUUUUAAGAAGUGUAUAUCAGUAUAAUGGAUGCAUGUAUCACUACAACGCCUAAAAAACACAUUUUUAUCUCUUAUUAAGUUCAGAGACUAACCCCCUUAAGGAAAAGAUGAGCGAGAGAAACGCCCAUGAACGUGUGAUUGUGUUGUGUGUGAAUUUUCUGAGAAUGGUCUGCUGGUGAGAAGGUGUAGCCUCAUUUGUCACUUCACAGGGUCGACUAGAUUCGAAUGACCAUGCCUGUUGUACAGAUUACGUGUGCAGGUUAAGUCAUGCUCACAAUCAGAAGAAAACCAAAUUGUUCCCAUCUUGAGACGUCUGAUUUUACGGACUCUUGUGAGGACGAGAACCGCUCCUUUACCGCUGUUUGACGAGAAGACAUCCAAGGCUCCUGGUGGAAAAAUAUUGGAACGGCCUGUUUGGAAAAUACCUAAAAAAAACAUCCUUUUGGCAAGUACAGAAGAAGAAAAGACCUGGAUACACAUCUGGCUUGCUGUUAUUUGCAAACAUCUGUAUAAAUAACACAACUGAGUCAUUGAGAUGUAGAAAAAAUGGAGUUUGAAAGAGCAGAAGCAUCUGGAACAAGUAAAAGUGAGGCCGAUGUAAGAGGAUUAAAAAAUGUGUUGGGUUAUUUUUUCCUUUAAAAAAAUUCUACUGUGUUACAUUAUCAUAAAGUCUGUAACAGAAGCUCCCAGAAGUCAAAUUUUUACACAGGUUUGAUGGAAAAGAAAAUAAACAGGAAACUUGAAGACUGUUGAAAAACCUGCUUGCAAAGACUUUUAACAUAAAACUUCCUGUUAAUCUCCUGUCUUUGUACAUCAGCUCUCUUUCUGUUCAGGCCAGUAGUUGACCUGCAUCAAUUUGGGCGAUCCUAUCAGAGCGGGGGUCUUAUUUUUAGAGUAGACUUCAGACAGCACACAAACAAAAAAUUGGACUAGCUCCCAUUGUCACAAGUCUGUGGAAAAAAUAUACUCUAAUGUUGUUAUAGGGUGCAAUGUUGUCUUCUUCCUCCUUUAGUACAGCUUGCAGAGCUCACCUGGAAAUAAUUUAGAGAUUCUGAACAAUUGUACAGUUCAAUAUAAGUCUGCUUAUUUUAUUUUAUUUUUAUUUCCAUCCUUGUCACAAACUGGUCAAAUGUAAAGCAGUGGUGGUCUUUUUUAGGUAUAUGUAGUGUUAUUAACAGAAUCCCUCUCUGGUGUCUUGUUACUUUUCUCAGAAAUGGUCCAUGGUCAUGUUUGAAAGGAACUUUUAUUGCAUUGCACAGUGUUGAUCAUGUUUUAAUUAAUGACUGCCCUUCGAUUUUAUAUGACGGACUGUAUUGGACUUUGCUAACCUACGGCUAUAAGCAGGUAGCAUCAUUAACCUUACUGGUGGUCUCUCUUACAGCUCAAUGAAUUUUAAUGAUGUAAAACAGCAUUACUAGUGAUGGGCUGAUCAGUUUUGAGUGUCUGAAUACAACUUAAUAAAUUCAAUAAAGAGG
Molecule: messenger RNA, 2593 nt
Organism: Cheilinus undulatus (humphead wrasse)
Lineage: Eukaryota; Metazoa; Chordata; Actinopteri; Labriformes; Labridae
Gene: rab5ab
Product: RAB5A, member RAS oncogene family, b
Exons: 6
Coding region: 256-906 (216 amino acids)
Molecular function (GO): GTPase activity; GTP binding
Source: RefSeq, a predicted model, not a curated record